Messenger RNA from Plectropomus leopardus (leopard coralgrouper), 1460 nucleotides. It is a transcript of the gene pcolce2b, whose product is annotated as procollagen C-endopeptidase enhancer 2b. Lineage: Eukaryota; Metazoa; Chordata; Actinopteri; Perciformes; Serranidae. Gene Ontology annotation, molecular function: peptidase activator activity; protein binding; collagen binding. The record is from RefSeq and is a predicted model, not a curated record.
UCCGGCUUGCAGUUACUGAAACUCCCUGCAGGAACUCCUGGCUACUUUCCUCCAGCGUUUGAGCUGCUGAACACAAUGCCAUUCAUGCCACGGGGCGAAAACAGGCGAAGAGCCUGCUGCUCCGUUUGCCCAACAAUGUGGAGAACAUGCAGUGUUUUUUGCGCAUGGAGUCUCCUGUUUUUGACAGAGGUCUAUGCGCAGGCUCAGCGGAGACCAAGCUUCACAUGCGGAGGAAACAUUACAGGGGAAUCUGGAGUAAUCGGGAGCCAGGGGUACCCAGGAGUUUACCCUCCAAAUACCAAAUGUGUGUGGAGGAUCACGGUCCCUGAGGGAAAGGUAGUGGUCCUGUCAUUCCGCUUUAUUGACCUGGAGAGCGACAAUCUAUGCCGCUACGACUAUGUGGACGUUUACAGUGGCCAUGUCAGUGGCCAAAGACUUGGUCGCUUCUGUGGGACGUUCACACCGGGAGCCCUGGUUUCCACGGGCAACAAGAUGCUCCUGCAGAUGGUAUCUGAUGCCAACACAGCUGGGAGUGGCUUCCUGGCUGUUUUCUCUGCUGCCCACCCACAUGAGCGAGGGGACCAGUACUGUGGAGGAAGACUGGACAAACCCUCAGGGACUUUCAAAACACCCAACUGGCCGGAGAAGGACUACCCAGCUGGUGUCACCUGCUCCUGGCACAUAGUGGCACCAAGGAACCAGAUCAUUGAAGUCAAAUUCGAGAAGUUUGAUGUGGAAAGAGACAACUACUGCCGCUAUGACCACGUCUCCAUUUUCAACGGAGCAGAGAUCAACGAUGCCAAGAGGAUCGGCAAAUACUGUGGAGACAGCCCCCCAGCGCCUGUAUUCUCAGACGGGAACCAGCUCCUCAUCCAGUUCCUGUCAGAUCUCAGUCUGACCGCAGACGGUUUCAUUGGACACUACAAGUUCCGACCAAAGAAAUUCCCCACCACCACGAUACCACCCACCACUACCACACAGCCAGUCACCACCAGGCCCAUACCUCUGAAGUACUCCGUCGCCCUGUGCCAGCAGAAAUGCAAAAGACGAGGAACACUUGAGAGCAAUUACUGCUCCAGCAAUUUUGUGAUAACCGGGACUGUAAUUACUGCGGUGAUGAGAGGAGGAAGCAUGUACGCCACUGUCUCUAUCAUCAACGUGUACAAAGAAGGCAGCCUGGCCAUCCAGCAGGCAGGAAAGACCAUGAGUACCAAGAUCAUUAUCUUGUGCAAGAAGUGUCCAUUUAUCAGGAGAGGCUUGAACUACAUCUUCAUGGGCCAGGUGGACGAGGAGGGCCGGGGCAAAAUCGCCCCUCACCACUUUGUCAUGGCGUUUAAGACGAAGAACCAGAAAGGACUCAACGUUCUGAAAAACAAGCGGUGCUGAGUUUCCAGUAGCGCAGAGGAUCUCCACUGGACAGGUUUGCCCUAAAGGCUCAGCUGUGGAUGGAAACAAUUAAG